This is a messenger RNA of Xyrauchen texanus (razorback sucker), 2328 nucleotides long. RefSeq lists its product as uncharacterized. Lineage: Eukaryota; Metazoa; Chordata; Actinopteri; Cypriniformes; Catostomidae. The record is from RefSeq and is a predicted model, not a curated record. The transcript has 8 exons. The annotation marks the transcript as partial.
AUGCAACAAACUGUGCAGGACCACAGCCCAUUUUCACUGUCUGUACUGCAGCCAGACAAAGCGGACAUUAGCGCUCUGAACCACCUUAAAUCACAGUGUGUGGAUUAUAGAAAUGGUGUCUAUGCAGUAGCCAAAGCAUUUUCAGCACCCAACACUCCAAUACACAUCAUCAGAAAGACGUGGGGCUCAGAACAAAGAACAACAUGUGAACUUGAUAUCUGCAGAAUUAAUACAGAAUUUGCAGAAAGAUCAAACAUCCGUUCCUAUGAGUGCCAUCACCUUCGAUCACUUGCAUACUGCCCACCAGCCGGAAGGGAGAUUUCCUUACUGACAGAGCAAGGUUUACAGACCAUGGUUGAUGAUAGGUGGUUUGGAAAGGACAAGAAGGAGAGAUGUUUGGCACGCCAGAGAGAGGCAAUUGACGCAGGAGUCCCUCUCUCCUGCCUAGUGACCGUUUGUGGGCCCAGCCAUAAAAAAUACAUUUCUGUGUUCGAGCCCACCAUUUCCUACUACAGCAGGCUCGGUCGAGUCAUGGUUACCUAUGAUGGCAAAAAAAUUUCUUGGCAUUGUCCUUGUGCUAAACCAAGGCAGUCAUGCCUUCACAAAAAUGUUGCAAAGUGGCACCUCUUUGAAGUGGACAGGGCACUCUUCCGGAAAACCAGAAGUGUGGAGGAGGAUAGUAUUGCACAACAUUUUCCCACCAAUGUGGAAGGUUUUGAGGCAGAGGAAGGAGCCCAGUACCCACCCGAAGGCCAGAAUCUGUCUCGGAUGGUUAGGUACAUCUUUGAUAAAAAGAAACUACCUGCAGUCAUCCCUUCAGAUGUGUUAAACUCUUGUAAUUUUCCUCUGAGCUUCACACCAUCUGAAGCCUUUUGCACAGAAUGUUCUGAGGUAAUUCCACUAAGUGAACCAUUGAUCAUCACAUCAAAAGCCAAAGUCCUGACGAUGACCAAUGUCAUAGAAGGAAUAUCAAUGUACAGGAAACAGUGCUACAGAUGUGGCAUGGUAUAUCGAUAUCAGGAGUGGUGUGAUGGUAUCUAUAAUUUUGACGACCACAUACUUCUGUCGAUACACUUGUGCCAUUUUCUGCGCAACAGUCUCCAGACUCACCAGGCUGUAGGAAGUGCAAUUGAGGUCUUGGAGAGGACCUCGGGUAAAGCCUUUCCUUCAAAAACAAGGAUCCUGCAUGCCUACUUGAGUUUUGAGGCACUGUCCGACCACACCUACACUUUUGCAUGCGUAACGUGUGGUUACCAUCCAGUGUCCGUCGUAAUGGACCUUCAUAAGGAGGGUGUUUUUAGUAUGCCUGUGAGCAGCAUUGAGGAACCACCAGAGGAUUUUGAUGGAAAGGUGAAUGCUGAAGAUUUCUGGGAGCGUGUUUCUCUGGAAAUGAUCAGCCGUGGCUUAGUUCCAAACAAUAAGGCAAACCCCUUUGUGGUUCGUCCGAGCUACCAUAACUGGGCUCCAUGGAUUGGUCCUCACACAAGAAGCGGGAAUCAUCUUCUCAAUACAGAAUAUCAGAAGGUGCAUUCUCCUUAUAGUGUGAAGGAGGAAUCCGAGUUUACCCUCACAGAGGACCGGCUAACAGAUCAGCUUCUAAAACUCAAGAUAGAGGCAGUGCGUUCCUUAUGUAGGGAGUGUGGCAUCGACCCCAAGGGCUCGCGAAUGGACUUGGUUGGACGACUGCAGCAAGAAAUGAAAAACAGAGCCAGUUACGACAAGGUGUUUUCACAGAUCUGGGGAGCAUCUGGUGGAUGGGCUGUGGUCACCUGUCCUUGUGCUGUGGUCUAUGGGGUCAAAUUUAACAUCAGAGCUGAGAGCCCACGGGACUUCACAGACCUUUUGUUUUCAAUGAAACAUUUUCCAAAUAUUUCAUUGUAUGACUUUGCCAGAGGGUUGGCAACACACACUGACAUUAGAAAACCCGAAACCUUCCAUCCUCAUGGGGGCAGGCUGCUAGAGCCUACAGAGGAAAACAUCCAUCUUGCAAAUUCUGGGCAGAUAAAAGUGAACUUACCGUGGCUACUCACAGAAAAGUCAGUGCCAGAUGUAAAUGGCCACCCUAUAACAGGAUCAUCUGAUCAUUAUGCCCUAUAUGAUCGUUUCCAUGAGGCUAAUUCUAAGGACGCCAGGGACACCUUGCGCAAGGUGGAACUGGUCCCGGAGUUGUGUGGUUGGCUCAAUAGCCAGUGUGCCGAACAGCUCUUCUCUGGAAUGAGAAAAAAUAACCAUUUUCUCAAUAUGAUGACUCCCUCCUCACACAUCUUUCUAAUGCGAAACAUCUUGCAUCACAACAUCAUCAACAAAAACUCCCGAACCAUAGAGAAC